Messenger RNA from Paramecium primaurelia, 659 nucleotides. The record is from the annotation of a GenBank genome assembly. Lineage: Eukaryota; Ciliophora; Oligohymenophorea; Peniculida; Parameciidae.
AUGAGAGUAUAAAUUAUAAUGUUUAAUCAAGAUAGAAUUUAGAUAUCAAAACAGGAAAAUCAUUUAGACGUGAUUCUCCAUUAAUCAAUAGUAAUCCAACUUUUAAGACUGGACUUAGAUAUGCUAAAUUAUUAUUUAGUAUAUUCCUAUCAACAAUUAUAUCAGCAGGUAUACCUCUAUUACCACUAUUAGGAAUAAUACAAAUAGGAUUAUAAUAUAUUUAUGAUAAGAAUAUGUUAUUAAAAUAUCAUAGUUAUAAUGAAAAAUAAUAGGUAAAAUUAUAGGAACAAUUAAAAUCUAUAAAAAUUAUCACAUUGAAAUUUACCCAUUUCUUUCUUUUACUACAUUUAAUUUUUAGUGUAUUAAUUUAUGGUUACCCAUACAUUUACACUUAGAAUGGUAUGGGAGUUUCAUAAGAUUGGAAUGAUGUCUCAAAUAAAUUAUUAUCCAAAUUAAGUGCUGUUAUACCUCUUACUUUACUAUUUAUAAAUUUAUUAGUGGCUUUUAUCAUUGAUUUAAUAUUUUUUGGAAUUAACAAUAAUUGGAAGAUUUAAUCUGAUUAAAUAGGAUAAGAUGUAUCCUAAGACCUUGAAGAUCAUGUGAGUAUAUUGAAAGAAUAAGGGAGUGCCAUUUCUUAAAAUUUAAAAACAUUAUCAUGA